Messenger RNA from Pseudopipra pipra, 2398 nucleotides. Its product is annotated as hemoglobin subunit epsilon. The record is from RefSeq and is a predicted model, not a curated record. NCBI's taxonomy places the organism in Eukaryota, Metazoa, Chordata, Aves, Passeriformes, Pipridae. Gene Ontology annotation, biological process: oxygen transport; hydrogen peroxide catabolic process. Gene Ontology annotation, cellular component: blood microparticle; hemoglobin complex; haptoglobin-hemoglobin complex. Gene Ontology annotation, molecular function: haptoglobin binding; heme binding; oxygen carrier activity. Bases 1875 to 2318 code for a protein of 147 amino acids. The transcript has 4 exons.
UGGCUGCCCCUGGAUCCCUGGAAGUGUCCAAGGCCAGGUUGGAUGGGGCUUGGAGCACCCUGGGCUGGUGGAAGGUGUCCCUGCCCAUGGCAGGGGUGGCACUGGAUGGGCUUUAAAGGUCUCUCCCAACCCAACCCCCUCCAUGAUUUUAUGACUCUCUGAGCCAAGCAGACCUCUCAGGUCAAACCCUACAGAUCAGCCCAGCAGGACAGGGCUGGGCUGGAACUCCUGGGGUUCCUUUCAGGGUCCCCCUUCCUGGGAGCAGGGAGCAGGGGCAUGGCAGGGUGGGAACAGUCCCUGCUCCCAUUCCAUGCUGUCAGAAGGUCCCUGUGGGUGCCAGCACCCCCGGGCGGUGCCUGGAGCAGCACUGGCAGCACCCAGGUCCUGGCAGGGCUGAUAAGGGGGUGCAGGGGGGGGCACUGGUGCCUGGCAGCAUUUUCCCUGCAUGUUCUCUCCCCCCUGACUGCACUCAGGCUGGGCUCAACUUGAUUUGUCAUUGUGCUCCAGCCCCCCACACUGGGUCUUCUGGAGAAAAGGCAAAUGUAGGCAAAUCUAAUGAAGGUUAUUCAUCCCUAUUCCAUUAAAAAAAGGUCUGCAACUAGAGGGAGAAAGCAAUAUUGUCAGGCUGGAAAUGUCCCUCGGUAUUUUCUUUCUUUGAAUUGAUUUUCCUGCCAUAUUUUCAAUACAGAAGACACUUGGCAGGAGAUGGUCUGUGGAGGAAGGCAAGAGCUGGUGUCUGGAGAGGAGCUUGGGCAGCCCUGCACCUCUGCUGCAGCCUGGCCACGCAGCCACCCCCUCAGCUGUCCCCAGCUCUCCCCUAGCCCAGCCCAAAUCCUGUGGAAAACAACAGGAAAACAGCAGAUUCCUGCGGGUGCCUUGGAAUCAGCAUUGAAGCCCCUGUGCUUUCAGCAAGGAUGGUGUUUCUUGGGGUUUAUGCAGGAAACAAAAGAGGGAAGCUCCCCUGGGCACUGCUCCUGGCUGGGAUGCAAACCCCCUGGGUGCUGAGGUGUGUCAGGGCAGCCUGGAUGUCUCCUCCUCAGAGCACAGCCCAGCUGAGUGUGGGGGGCUUGUGGAAUUUGGCAGGUUCUGAAGGGGAAGGCCCUGGGCUCCCCCCAGGCUGGACAGCCCUGAGCUGAGCUUUUGCUGCUUUUUGAGCCCACAGCAGGUCCUGCAGUGACAAACCUGGUGUUCUAAGCCUGUUUCACCCCCCUUUAUGGAUGUGGCUGGAAGCAGAACUGAGAUGAGCAGGAUGGUCCCGUGUGGUCCUUGCUCCCUGUCCAGCAGCACUGCAUUGGGCUGGUCCUUUCACAUCUGAGGGGAGAGCAUUUGGGUGAACUUACCAUGGGAGGAGGGUGGAACAAGACAAGCUUUAAUGUCCCUUCAGCCCAAACCAACCUGUGAUUCUACCAGAGGACAUCCUGAGUUGGAAGGGACCAACAAGGAUCAUGGAAAUCCAGUUCUGAACUUGGACUCUGAAAUGCAACUAUGAUUCUUCCUGCUCCAAAAGGCACAAAUAAAUCAAACAGGUCAACUUCUGUUAUGGGAGAGGGAAAAUGAGGCUAAUGCAGAUUUGGGCUGCAGAGCCUGAGCAUCCUCUGAAUAGCUCCAGCACUGCCUCAGCUCCUGGUGCUGCAGGGAGUCCCCGGGCAGGGCAGGGCCCUGCACAGUUUGCUGGGGACAAACCCCUCGGGGUCGCUCUGCCAGGGGCUGGAUUUUGGCCUGGACAUUCCUCAUUUCACUGAGGGAAGGCAGAGCCCAGUGCUGGGAAUGCUGAGGCACCAGGCUCACACCUCUGAGUCCAGCCCACGCUCAGUGGUGAUGGACCAUCACCCCCCAGAGGGGCCCACGCCUGGAAGCCCAGCAGAGCAGCCACCAUGGUGCACUGGUCAGCAGAGGAGAAGCAGCUCAUCAGCAGCAUCUGGGGCAAGGUCAACGUGGAGGAAUGUGGGGCCGAGGCCCUGGCCAGGCUGCUGAUCGUCUACCCCUGGACCCAGAGGUUCUUCUCUAACUUCGGGAACCUCUCCAGCCCCACGGCCAUCGUUGGCAACCCCAAGGUCCGUGCCCACGGCAAGAAGGUGCUCACCUCCUUCGGGGAGGCCGUCAAGAACCUGGACAACAUCAAGGGCACCUACUCCAAGCUGUCGGAGCUGCACUGUGAGAAGCUGCACGUGGACCCCGAGAACUUCAGGCUCCUCGGAGACAUCCUCGUCAUCGUGCUGGCCUCCCACUUCGGCAGGGAUUUCACCCCCGCCUGCCAGUUCGCCUGGCAGAAGCUGGUGGGUGUCGUGGCUCACGCCCUGGCCCGCAGGUACCACUGAGACCCCGGGCAGAGCGGGAGCACGGGGGGAUGUCCCGGGGGACCCCUCGGGCCGUGACCAAAUAAACGCCUCCAGCAUCA